Messenger RNA from Schistosoma rodhaini, 2192 nucleotides. NCBI's taxonomy places the organism in Eukaryota, Metazoa, Platyhelminthes, Trematoda, Strigeidida, Schistosomatidae. The record is from the annotation of a GenBank genome assembly.
UUCAAUGUCGAAGGGUGACAGGAUUAAACAUUUUUGAGAUUUACUUACCGUUGAAAAUAAACCUAGAUCCCUACCUGGGAAAAUCAGUGGUACGGGAACCGGUUAGGAGAAAGUUUCUUAAAUUCGGUUCACAAAUGUUUGCGUAUUUGACAUAACUCCACUACAGACUUAUUCGCGCAAGAUAUAAAUGUCUUGCUAAAGGACACUUGCUUGUCGAUCGCGCUAUUGUGUUCUUUGAAGCUUUUAAAAAUAGUUAUGAUAUGCUCGAAGCACAUUUCUAAUUUGUUCCAGAAUGUGUUUCGCUGGGCGUCCUGUCAGGUGGUUUUCAAUAGUACAAAUAUACCAGACUUGAAAGGACCAAGGUCUUUAAGUGCUGUUGCCGAGAAAACCGCACAACCAAUUAUUUCGGGCCAUCAUGUAGUUACAGAGGAAUGUUUGACUUCAUUAGUGGAAGAUAAACAAUAUUACGAAACCCCCAUCCUUCAUUUGCUCUCAAGAAGAAACAACGUAGUUGCAACAUUAACUGACUGCAAUGGACGAGUUCUGAAUGGCACUAGUUGUGGUGCCGAAGGUUUCCGGAACGCUCGUAAAAUGUCUACUGUUGCUUUUCAAACUGUGGGUAUCUCCAUAGGACUGAAGGCGAAAAAGCUUGGGAUUGGAGCUGUGCGUGUUGUAUUUAAUGGGUUAGGGCCAUGUAGGCUGCCUGUGCUUUCAGGUUUGAAUAUCUCGGGACUAAAGAUGAUCUCUUUGACGGAUGAUACAAAAGUUCAUUACGGUCAUGGGCGAAGACCUAAAAAACAACGUAGGAUUUAAAAGGAACGUUUAUAUCAAUCUUGAUUUAAUCAUGGUAGUGUACAUAAAAUAAACUCCAGAAUUUGGCCUAUUUACUUGAGUUUUCUGUGUGUAGUUGUAAAUUACUUUUCAAGUUUAUGUUAAUGAAACCUUGAGAGAUUCUAUUCACUGGUUAGAAUGUUGGUCAAACCGCUGUGGUGUGGUCUACUUAUAUCUAUAUAAGUAGUAUAUGGUGUGGGUCAGACAUAGGAUGUAUUUUGGCAGAAGACCGAUGAGCAAAGAACUGAAAUGAAGCGCAAUCGUCUGGAAAAUGCAUGAGCAAUGGAAUAAGAGAAGAAACAGUGAAGAUUGAAACAAUUGGUUGUUAAUUUGCAAAUUGACUGUACAUUGUAUGGUUUUCAGAAUUUACUGAGAUAGUCUGUAAUCUUUGCUGAAAUACAUUCGAUUGUCCCCAACCAGUGUUUUGUUCACUACACCGCUACCACAUUUGAUGUAACAAUGCAUCACUCCUAAUGGAGAUAUGUACCAUCGAAAGUCCCAGAAAUUGCGAGAAACUCAAGUCAAUUCAAACAAAGACGCUUAAUUAGUUCUCUGUCCAAAGUUAUUUCCAAUAAAAGUUAACAUGAACUACCGAAUAAUUGUAUUACUAGUUGCCGUAUACUUCAGCUAGGCGAGUAUUGAGGUAAGAGUCUCAUGGGAUGUCAUCAGUCGCUUGUUAUUCGAUUUUACUGAGGCCCAACUGUCAUAUGUACUAAUUACUUCGACAAUUCCAUGAACACGUGAGAAAAAGCAAUGAAUUCAACCACAAUUCAGAGUUGCAAUGCGCACCAUGGGACAAUGAUUUGUGUAAAUGCAAUCAGUCACCAACAAUCUCAAAUAAGGUGUGGUAAUCAGCUCUACUUGUCUUUUGCAUUUUAAGACUGUACUAUUUGCAUAUUGUAUUUCGCUUAAACAUCUUACUGGUUUUGGAUACAAAAUAGUAACGUUAAUUGCCGGUUGAGUAACUCAGCAUAAAGUUUCCUUACUAAGCGUAUGUUUCUAGGUUGUGGUGCAAGUUGACAGUCUAAGGUCUGAUUAACCUUUCAACGCUGAAAAUAUGCAGGGUCAGAUGAUCGAUAAAAUCGGUUGCUGACGCUAGAAAUAAAUCUAUCCGUUACGUAUGCAAGAAUGUUUAUUCGAAGGUAGUAUUUAUUUGAUCUUAAAUCAAUUACUAUAUUAAGUGGUGCAAACAUGCUUAGCAUGAUUGGAGGGAAACGUCAAGGCAUGCACCCUGAUGAAAGUUACUGGGAGGUUCAUUCAUAUGUUUCUUUUGAAUUACGAGUUCAUGUGCACUAGUGAUUUGUAAUAUUAGAUCCUCAAAAUUGGGACACAGGAUACGCCUUCUUACUUUCAACACGAAG